UUCUCAUUCUCAGGAAUGUCACUAGACAUUAGACUGUUAGUGCUGCACUCGAGUUUAUAUGUAGCAAGCUGACAGCACUUGAGGAGAUGAUGCACGAGUUGGUCAUGAGAGGUGAAGGAGGAGGAGCAGGUGCUGCACACAGACUGGUAGGCUCCCUCUGUGAGCCUGAAUGCUGUGGAGACGAUUACAAUAAGCAACGUUUCUCUUUUUCUCUGUUUGGAAAUUUGCACAUGCAUUGCUAAAUGGCGGAGGAAGUUUUAACCGAGCCAUACGGAAAAAUUAGAAAGCAUUUAACCUCGACCCUGCUAGCAGCAGCACUGCUCUCGUCUUUUGGCAGCUCCAUGCUCUAUGGCUAUAACCUAGCUGUAGUCAAUUCUCCUGCUCAGUAUAUAAAGGACUUUUAUAACCGCACUGCAGUGAGGCGUAAUGGGAGCGGUCUGAGCAACGAAAGCAUCACAAUGCUUUACUCCAUUACCGUGUCCAUUUUCGCCAUUGGUGGACUGGUAGGCUCUCUCACUGUGGGAAUGCUAGUCACCAAAUUCGGAAGAAGAGGGACAUUGGUGAAGAGCACAGUUCUAGUGUUUGUAGCUGGUGGACUCAUGGGCUUUAGCAGGCAUAUUGGCAUUCCUGAGAUGAUCAUCAUCGGUCGCUUCAUCACAGGAAUACAUUCAGGGAUCUCUCUUAGUGUAGUGCCCAUGUUCCUGGGAGAAAUUGCUCCAAAAAACCUCCGGGGUUUCCUGGGCCUUGUGCCUAGCAUCUUCAUCUGUAUUGGAGUUUUCAUUGCUCAAAUUCUGGGACUUCAUGAAGUCCUGGGAAAGGAAGAGCACUGGCCUCUUUUCCUCUCUCUGGUUGUGAUUCCAACCUUUAUUCAACUAAUGCUAUUGCCAUGGUUUCCUGAGAGCCCUCGUUACUUGUUGAUUGAUAAACAUAAUAUUCAUGCCACUCUCAAAGCUCUGAGGUGGUACAGAGCAAAAGCUAAUAUCCAGGCGGAAGUGGAGGAGAUGCAGAAGGAACAGCGCUCACUCUCUUCAGUGCAGACCAUCUCAGUGUAUGAGCUGCUAAGAGACAAAGCCGUACGCUGGCAGGUCAUAUCAGUCAUGGUCAUCAACAUGGGCAUGCAGCUGUCUGGCAUUGAUGCGAUUUGGUUCUAUACAAACGCCAUCUUCGAGAAUGCGGGAAUCUCAGUCUCACAGGUUCAGUACACAACAGUUGGCACAGGUGCCAUUGAGGUCAUUGCUGGACUCAUUGGGUGCUUUACUAUUGAGCGAGUAGGUCGCAGGCCUCUGAUGAUUGGCGGAUUCAGCUUUAUGGGCAUUUGCUGUGCAGGCAUCACCCUUUCCCUUGUUCUGCAGGCUCACGUGCCCUUCAUGCACUAUGUCAGUGUGGCCUGUGUGGUGGGCAUCAUUGCAGGAUUCUGCAUUGGGCCUGCUGGAGUGCCCUUCCUCAUGACAGGUGAGCUGUUUAAGCAGUCUCACCGACCUUCGGCUUACAUCAUUGGGGGUGCGCUCAACUGGUUAUCUAACUUCACUGUCGGAUUUGUCUUUCCAUUCCUACAGAUGUCAGCAGGGGCUUUCUGUUACCUGGUGUUCUUCGGCAUUUGUGUGGGCGUGGCAGCCUACGUCUACUUCGUCAUCCCUGAGACAAAGAACAAGACAUUUGUGGAGAUCAGCCAGAUGUUCGCUUCGAGGAACAACUGUGAGCUUGAGGGUGAACAGCUUCCAAUCACUGAGCAUCUUGGCCUAAGGAUGAAGAACAGAUAUGGAGCAAUGGAGAAGAAGGGAAAAGAGGACAUGUACAUGUGGAGUGAUGACGAGUGUGUGAGCUGAUAUAGAAAUGAAAAACAGAGUUUUGUUAUAUUUUCCUCAUGUGAGUUAUUUGGUGCUGAACAAUCUACACAUUCUCAUGUGAAAAUACUAUUAACUGAGCAGAUCCUGUGAGACCCAUCAUACUACACUGUACCAUAACAACACCUAGGCCCUGGCAUAUUCCUCAACAACUUUGGUUGGAUAGUUAAUCUGAGAAGAUACAGGUCAUCCCAAAGGCCUUAAGACAUCUGAGAUAGAUUUACUUGGAUAUGCGAAAUAAUUCAAUGCUUAUCUGCCAUUAUUAAUAUUAGUUCACUAAAAUAUAAGGUUGCCUGAUCAACAAAAUAAAUAGGAAAAUUUACAAUUUCUAUUUAAAAUCAGGCACAUUGAUUAACAUUUCCAAUUUUCCUAUUGGAAAUAGGAAUUCCUAUAUGCUUAAAUUGUCUCAGAUAAUGACUCAUAUUCAUUAGCUUCCUCACAGUCCUGCAAUUUGUAGCCUAUUUCAUGCUAAACUGCAGGAGAUUGUAUGUAUUAUGAACAGGUGUUUAUAUAAAAAAAAACUCAACUAUGAAACAUUAACUAGGCUAUGUCUAUAUUGAAAUAUUUGUGAUAUGUUUAGUGAUACUGAGGCUUGUUGGUUGGUACUGUAAUUUCAUUAUUCCCAUCAGAAGUUAGUCUUGAUGUUGCUGAUGUCAUAGGGGACAUUGCUAGUGAAGUUAAAAUGUUGUUAAAUAGGAGUAAAAAUUUAAUAGUCAGGUCUCACUGUUUGCUCCUAAAAAGAAAAGUGCAAGAGUUUAUUUUCUCACUCACUAUUUUCCAGUGACUAAAGGACUAAAAUGCUGCUGCAUUGCUCUCUUUAUUUAGGGGCUAAAUCCCACUGGCACCACUUUCAGGAGGUAGUCUUACAGCAUUGUGCAUGAUGUAUGAAACUGUUAAAUAAAGGUAACAUAGACCAACAUGACUAAAUGUCAGCUCAGAAUUUAAUUAAAAAAUAAAUCUUUUGCACCAAUGAAGAUCACGUAUUGAUAAAUAUUGAUAUCCAAAUCAUUUAGUGUGGAAUUUUUUCCUUUAAGGAUUUGAAUGUUUUAUCCCUCUACUUAGUAAUCUAUCAGCAAACCAACGGAUUAUACCAAUAUAAUUUAUAAGCUCACUCAAUGCUUUGUAUUUGUCUUCUAUGCCAAGCACAAUUAACCUUUUGUCCUCCAAUGUCAAUUUAAGUUUUCAGCUUUCCUCUUCUAUGCACAAAUCCUUGACCCUGUAAAAUGUGCAUAGUGAAUUUUUAUGUAUGGAAUUUUAUUAUUUAUGAAAAGACAUGCAACCUGUUGUUCUAGCCUUGUACAUUUAACAUUGGACAUUUUCCUGCCUGUUCAUAAAGCCUUACUUGUAAAUUGCCAAUGGAAGAUCUUAAACUGACAGUUGACAUUUUAUUCUCCUUUUUUAUUAGGGAGUACUUUAUUGUUAUUUUUUGAGUACAGUCUGUGGCUACAUUGAUAGUCUUUGCAUCCAGCACAACAAACUUUUAAAGACUUGAAACAAUGUAUAUUCAGGAAAUAUAUAGCAUCUCCACUAAUAAGUUUGCUUUUUUUAACAGUAAUGCUUUACAUUAAGAUUCCCUCAACUAACAUUAUUUACAGCAUUAGAUAACAUGAACAAAUGUCAGCAUGAAUGAAUGGUUGUCAACAUUAUUAAAGCAUAAGUAAUAUAAUACAUGUAUUAAUUGGCCUGCGUUUCAAUGUUAACUAAAUAUACCUGCAUAUACUAAUGUUUAUUCAGUGCAUGACUAAAAACUAUACUACGCAUGUACUACAAUACUACAAUACAAUGCGUGAUUAAAGCAAUACUAAAUAUUGAAAACUUACUGAACUCUGGUCUCCAAGUGCAAAUAUUAAAACGUGCUUUUCAGCCUCAGUUCUGAAAUCAAUUAAUAGUGUUAGUUACUUUUAAUUAAGUGUUAGUUAUCUUGUUACUUUUACUGAUGGUAUGGAUGUUCACGUUAACUAAUAUGUUUAAUAAUAUCAUUUAAGGGAACCUUAUCGUACAGUGGUACCUUUUUAACUAUAUAAAAUAUUUCUCUUAUUUACUGAAAGCAGUAGGGAUUUUAAUUACAUAUGGAAGAUCUUGGUACUUGAGUCAAUGAAAAAAAAUGCUUUUGUUGCUGUACUAACACGCAUGUUUGUAAGUCGCUCUGGACAAGCGCCUCUGCAAAAUGCUGUAAAUGUAAAAUGUAAAUGUGUGUUAGGAGCGUACUUGGGUUAUCCUUUGAAUGAAAUAUACAAUGUUACAAUAACACAAAUGCUGUGAGAAAUGGAUAUUCAGAAUAUUUUACAUUUUAUACAACGUUUCAAGCAAAUACAAAAAAAAAAUCUUGUGUGUGUAGACUGGUACCGUAAAGCCUGAAAUAUAUUGUAUUAUUGUAUUUAAAAAUACAAUUAUAAAUGUAUUUAUAAAACGCUGGUGUGGGAAGGUGUAGAGGAAAACUGGGGAGACAGUCGGAAUUUUAGCGGACCUCUGGGCUCGUGUUUAUUCAGUGUGUGCUUUUCAGCGCCCUUUCAAAACUCAACAGAAAACCAAUCGCAACUUUAGCUC
Messenger RNA from Pangasianodon hypophthalmus (striped catfish), 4391 nucleotides. It is a transcript of the gene slc2a15b, whose product is annotated as solute carrier family 2 member 15b. Bases 243 to 1826 code for a protein of 527 amino acids. The transcript is spliced from 12 exons. Lineage: Eukaryota; Metazoa; Chordata; Actinopteri; Siluriformes; Pangasiidae. Gene Ontology annotation, cellular component: membrane. Gene Ontology annotation, biological process: monosaccharide transmembrane transport. The record is from RefSeq and is a predicted model, not a curated record. Gene Ontology annotation, molecular function: hexose transmembrane transporter activity.